Messenger RNA from Notechis scutatus (mainland tiger snake), 1798 nucleotides. NCBI's taxonomy places the organism in Eukaryota, Metazoa, Chordata, Lepidosauria, Squamata, Elapidae. The record is from RefSeq and is a predicted model, not a curated record.
AAAGCUUGUGGGGGGAGGGGGGCUGCGAGACCCUUCCCCCUUGCGCUUAAGUCUGUUGCUGCAGAUUUUCAGGCCAAGUUUUGCGUUUGGGGCUGGAUUUCAGCUGGGCAAUGUGGCAUUAGCUCCUUGGUUGCCAUGAAGCCAGGCAGAAAGGCACACAAAGUGGGGAACCUCACAGGUCAAGGAUGGGGAUCGGCAGGGUCCCAACAUUGGGGACCUGAAAGAGCAGCCAAGACCAGGGACUUGGGGCUGUCGGCCUGCAGCUGCCCGGUGCCCAAAGCCAGGCAGUCUCUGCGCCAACCUGCCACUCACUGCCUGGGCAGAAGCAUCCCUGCUCCAGUCGCCAUAGCAACGGCCAGGAGGAGGCAGGAUGUUGGGUGGAUCCUGUUCACAUCCGCAGAGGCCAGAGGAGGAGGAAGAGGAGGAGACGGAGCCAAGAAGAUGAAGCAGACCUUGGCAGAUGACACGGAAGACGUGUCCCUCGACUUUGGGAAUGAAGAGGAGCUGGCCUUAAGGAAGGCAAAAGUCAGGUACCCUCUGGCCACCUUUUUCCACCUCUUCUUCCGCGUGAGUGCCAUCGUGACCUACCUCUUCUGCGACUGGUUCAGCAAAAGCUUCAUCGGCUGCUUCCUCGUCAUCCUCCUCCUCCUCUCCUUUGACUUCUGGUCUGUGAAGAAUGUCACCGGAAGGUUGCUGGUCGGUUUGCGAUGGUGGAACCAGAUCGACGAGGAUGGGAGGAGCCACUGGGUGUUUGAAGCAAGGAAGGCUCCCUCUGCUGUGGCUCCCCCCACUGAGGUAGAAGCCCGGAUCUUCUGGCUCGGGCUGAUCAUCUGCCCUGUCAUCUGGAUCCUGUUCUUCUUCAGCACCUUGUUCUCUCUGAAGCUGAAGUGGCUGGCCCUGGUGAUAACUGGCAUCUGUCUCCAGGCGGCUAACCUUUACGGCUACAUCCACUGUAAACUCGGGGGAGCCUCCCAAGCCACCCGCAAAGUCACCCCACCCUUCCCGGCCCAGGACCUCUUCCAGAAGCCUUGUUCUAUUGCUCCUGCAGGAACGAUCAGAGGACUUUCAAAAAAACGUCCUGAAGCAUCUGGGGACCCAAAGCCAUUAAAAUGAGGCUGUCUGGAAUGUCCCCGGGGGACGGUUUCUGCGCUAAACACGACAGGCUGCCUUUCGCUUCAGAAGAGCCAACACAGCACAUUCAGCAGCAGCUUCAGCUUCCUCCUGGCCUCACAUCCCACGUGGCACUUUCUGGCACAGCAGCCCUUCUCUAGGACGCUGUUCCGGCCUUCUCCUCUGCCGGAGUGGGGCAGGCCCAGAAGCCUCUGCCCCUCCCUGCUCCUUCAGCCCAGCCCAGAUCCGUUAGGCAUCAUUUCAGCAUUUGUGGGCGGCUUUCUAGGGCUCUCCAGCAGACCCUGGGUGUGCAUGUCCCACAUUCCUUUCUGCCCCCGUUCACCUGUGGAGGAUGCUGGGGGCGUGGAACAGCCAUCCUUCCUGCCAGCCUCUCCCUGGGGAGCAGCAAGGGGCACGAGGGGAGUCCCUGCCCACGGUCUCUGCCUCCUCCCUGCUUUCUGUAAGAACGCUUGAUCCGUGAAGCAGAUGAGGAAGUGAAACAGCGAUCCCUCUGCUUAGAACCAGACAGACACAAACAGAUGAGUUAUUUUUAUUUGCAGUCUUAGAAGAGCUAAUAUGGCACCACACGGUGUCUCUCGUGGACAGGACCCUGUCGGUAUCACCCUUUUAAAACACCUGAAGAAGGAGACUGAAUAAAAUCAAGGGAACUGACUUUUGUCCUCAAAGA